CGAGCCUAUAAAUGUAGUUGGCUGGUGCUCAUUUAAUCUCCUUUUUUCUUGAAAUAAAACUUUCCUUCCUCUCCACUUCUUCCUUCGAACUCAAUCAUUCCUUUUUAUACUUCCUCACUUAAGCCCACUAUGACCAGCUCCUCCCAUCAGGGGUUGCUGCCGGUGCAUGGGGCAACAGCAAUGAUGAAUGCCUCAACAUUAUUACACUCCUCUGAGUAUUUAACCAACGUUGAUGUCGAAUGCAAUGUUAAUUCCGAUGUUGAUGUCGAUGUUGAUGCCAGUACUGUUAGUGAUAUCAAUAGCAAUGCCAAUGCUACUUCGGCCGUCACAGUUACAGUGGACGGAUACAAGGUUCAUUCUUCAGCAUUAGCUGCUGCUCAGCGUGCGGCUGCCUUGGCUGCUGCAAAUGAUAGUAUGGCUAUCAUUGCCAGCGCACAAGGCGCAGGGACAAAUUCGGGCUCAAAUCCCUCAUCAUCCUUGGCUUUGGAUGUGGUGCGCGAUGUAGUUCAACCAUUAAUGCCUCUGGGGCUUGCUCUGGUCAUAGGCUACAUCUACUAUGUCUUCAGCUUUCGAGUUUGCAUUGACUUUAUACUUCAUGAGCAGCGUCGUCCCCUACAGGCAGGUCUUUAUUUGGGCGUGAUUAAUACUCUAUCGCUGCUCUUCUUUAUCUCAUAUAUCCGUUGUCUCAACUGUGGGCCAGGAUCUCCAUUGGAUCCACCGCAGAGAAGCCCCACGCCUCCUAUCCCACCCACGACCACUCCUUAUCAACCUCAAAGAAUCCCCAUAGCCCUGCUGAUGCCAUCGUUUCGGGAUGAUCUUAGGGAGGGAAGAGAGAGACUCAAUUCACCAGUAACAGAUACCACGCCAUUGCUGAAGCCUGAUAACGUUACAACCGGCUCUAAUCGUGCGCAACAUCAAUAUCAAGCGACAUCUUCUGGAGCAGAGGGAAUGAAGCAGAAGGAAAGGCGUUGUUCCAGCCAGGCGACAAUGAUUCAAUGCAACGAUAAAGGAAAUGGCUCUUUUAGAAUUGAUAUCGAUAAAAGGAUAAAACAAGCCACACAUGGAAAGAGGCGUGCGGAGAAACCUAUUGCCACCCUCAGCAUUGCUAAGCGAGAUGGCCGUCCUCGAUGGUGCGAUAUAUGUAAGAUCGUCAAACCAGACCGGUGCCACCAUUGUUCCGAAUGCGAUAAAUGCGUACUCAGGAUGGACCACCAUUGUCCUUGGGUCAGAGGCUGUAUCGGCUAUAACAAUCACAAGUUUUUUUAUCUAUUCAUUUUCUAUGCCUCUGUAAUCUCUGUCUUUGUUGUUACAACGAUGAUACCUAUGAUUACAUCUGCUGUACGGCGGUGCGAGAUAAACUCUCCGUUGAAUGGUUCAGACGCUGAUGGACAUGAUACUCAACCUCGUUGUGUGUUUAAUACACACUGGCCGAUUAUGACCGCUGUAGCUUUUCUGUUGGGUUUGCUCAUUGUCUCGUUCACGGCGGCUCACACUGAUUAUAUCCUCAAAAAUCGGACAACAAUUGAGUCUUUACAGGAUGUAAGAGCUACUUUCGUUCGAGUUCAAUACAUCAGAUCGGACCCAGCCCUAGCGUCUUCUUUCUCGUCUUCUCCUUAUUGGUCAGGACAAGGUUUCAACGUUGUCAAAGUUGAGCCUGGCGAACAGUUAUGGCACCGCGGCUCAUUGAUGGGUAACUGGAAGAGUAUCAUGGGCCCAUCAUGGUGGCUAUGGUUUGUCCCUUAUGGAAACACGCCUGGCGAUGGAAUCCAUGAUGUUUAUAACGAAAAGGCUUAUAAAAGAAUAGUAGAUGAGGCAUUAUCUCAGUCUGGCAUGCCAGACCAUUUAAAAUCAACCACCCGAGGCAGCGGCUCUGAACCUCCUAUAAUGCAUCCUCAUGCUGUAGAGAUUAUGUCAUCGACGACAGAAGUAGUAGAGACAGGAUUUCCCCACUCGACGUUGAUUGUGAAUAGAGAUCUAGCAGUGAAUCAGGAUACAACAUCAAUCAAGACAGCUCCAUUUACAGUUAGUCAUACUUGGACAGCCUCUAGGAACAGUGAGGAUAGUGAUAGGAGUGUUGGCAGCAUGGAACGGUCACUUCCAACCCCACGAUCCUCACCACGACUCGGCCCUAUCCAAAGCUAGCCUACAGCAUGUUUUUGCAUUGUAAUUAAAUACCAUAUCCUACAUCUUCAUUCUUAAUGCAUCCUUCACAGUCUGAUGACGUAUCCGAUUCCUAGCACUGGAAGCAUAAAAGCCCGUGAGUGACUGAAUCUGUGAG
This is a messenger RNA of Lobosporangium transversale, 2278 nucleotides long. Its product is annotated as DHHC palmitoyltransferase-domain-containing protein. Lineage: Eukaryota; Fungi; Mortierellomycota; Mortierellomycetes; Mortierellales; Mortierellaceae. The record is from RefSeq and is a predicted model, not a curated record. Bases 130 to 2142 code for a protein of 670 amino acids. Gene Ontology annotation, molecular function: protein-cysteine S-palmitoyltransferase activity. The transcript is spliced from 5 exons. Gene Ontology annotation, biological process: peptidyl-L-cysteine S-palmitoylation; protein targeting to membrane. Gene Ontology annotation, cellular component: endoplasmic reticulum; Golgi apparatus.